This is a messenger RNA of Uloborus diversus, 594 nucleotides long. Its product is annotated as probable vesicular glutamate transporter eat-4. The record is from RefSeq and is a predicted model, not a curated record. Bases 1 to 594 code for a protein of 197 amino acids. The transcript has 5 exons. Gene Ontology annotation, molecular function: transmembrane transporter activity. Gene Ontology annotation, biological process: monoatomic anion transport; transmembrane transport. Lineage: Eukaryota; Metazoa; Arthropoda; Arachnida; Araneae; Uloboridae.
AUGGUUGAGCCGAUUAAUCGGCAGUACCGAUUAAUGAGUGCUUCCAUCUAUCGUGUGAGACCUGCAGUUCCUUGGAAGAAAAUAUUGAGCUCUACGCCUACACAUGCUUUGAUGAUUAACGCGUUUGGGCAGCAUUGGACAGCAUACUAUUUUAUUGAACUUCAUGCUACGUUUUUAAAAACCAUUCUUCACUAUCCAAUGGCUAAGAUUGGAACAUUAAUUUCCAUGCCCUACGUGCUGACGAUGAUCGUUACUGUUGCUACGGCCUUCUUAUCUACAAAAGCAGAAAACUUAUUUAGCGUCAACAAAGUUAGAAAAUUUUGGAAUCUUAUAACUUCUGUGAUUUGGUCCAUGUGUUUUGCUUUGAUGAUUUUUACGAAUUAUGGAAACACAGCCACAGUAUUCAGCUCUAUUAUUGGGAUAGGUUCCAUCGGGUUUAUGAAUCACGGUAUUAUGAUUGUUCCUAUAGAAAUGACCCCCAUUUUUGCAGGAUCUUUAUCGGGUCUUACAGCAGCAAUUUCUUCUUUAGCUGGAUGCAUACUACCUGUAGUGUGUGGCGUAUUAACCAAGGAAGAGGUAAAGUUUUAUUUCUAA